This is a messenger RNA of Xenopus laevis (African clawed frog), 1806 nucleotides long. It is a transcript of the gene rab7a.L, whose product is annotated as RAB7A, member RAS oncogene family L homeolog. The transcript has 7 exons. Gene Ontology annotation, molecular function: GTP binding; GTPase activity. Gene Ontology annotation, cellular component: cytoplasm; late endosome; lysosomal membrane. Gene Ontology annotation, biological process: phagosome-lysosome fusion; endosome to lysosome transport. Bases 280 to 903 code for a protein of 207 amino acids. NCBI's taxonomy places the organism in Eukaryota, Metazoa, Chordata, Amphibia, Anura, Pipidae. The record is from RefSeq and is a predicted model, not a curated record.
GAGGAGGCGUUGACGUCAGGCGCCCCAUGACAGGGUGUCACUUCCGCUGGCAAGAGAAGGGUUGGCAGGGGUAGGAAGCGGAGACGAGAAGCUGGCCCGGCGUAUACUACCAGACCGGCCCGGGAUAUCCAGACGCGUCAACGACCCACCCGUAACUGUCAGGAGCACGUGGCACAGUGACUCAGUCGGGUUGGGCCUUAGCCGCUGUUUUGGCUGGAUUUUCUCUGCUCGCUCAGUACUUCUCAGCAUUGAAACCAGUGAAUUGUGCAGUUCUAAAAGAUGACGUCCAGGAAGAAAGUGCUGCUGAAGGUCAUCAUCCUCGGGGAUUCUGGGGUUGGCAAGACCUCUCUCAUGAACCAGUAUGUGAAUAAGAAGUUCACCAACCAGUACAAAGCCACUAUAGGGGCAGAUUUUCUCACUAAGGAGGUGAUGGUGGAUGACAGAUUGGUCACAAUGCAGAUCUGGGACACAGCUGGGCAGGAAAGGUUCCAAUCCCUGGGGGUCGCUUUCUACCGAGGGGCCGACUGCUGCGUGUUGGUCUACGACGUCACGGCUCCCAACACUUUCAAGACUCUGGACAGUUGGAGAGAUGAAUUCCUCAUCCAGGCGAGUCCAAGGGACCCGGAGAACUUUCCGUUUGUUGUGCUGGGAAAUAAGGUAGACCUUGAGAACAGACAAGUAACCACAAAGCGAGCACAGGUGUGGUGCCAUAGCAAAAACAACAUCCCAUAUUUUGAAACCAGUGCAAAGGAAGCUAUCAAUGUGGAACAGGCUUUUCAGACGAUCGCACGGAAUGCACUUAAACAGGAGACCGAGGUGGAGCUGUACAACGAAUUCCCAGAACCCAUCAAAUUGGACAAAAAUGACAGAGCAAAGGCCUCUGCUGAGAGCUGCAGCUGCUGAAAGCGAAGGUUGCCGGAGUCUCUCACUAACCGAUAUCACACUUAGGCCUUCGAACACAAGAGCCCCUUCCCUCCCUGUCCAGAGUGUAAAGGAUAAAUAAUAAUCAACUGCAUCAUCUCCAGCUCCCAGACAUCGAUCCAAUUGGAUACUGACACCUGUAUCAUACGCACAACACACUGGUUUUUCUCAUCAAGUUUUUUUUCGGGGGGGGGGGGGGAUUAUAUGCCUGUGUGUUUUAACCCCUGUGUUACCAAGUGGCCUGCAACAGUGUUUGCAAGCCCCUCUGGGUGCAAAGUGGUUAACAUUAAAAACAUACUGUUUGAACUUUUUGGUUUUUUUGUGUGUCUUGUGGGGGAGAACAGUCUUUUUGUCUGGUUCAUUUUACAGUCGUUGUGUAUAAUUAACAUAUGACCUGAUCUGAUAAUAAACCAUUUUAAUUGUCCCGCGUCCCACUGAAGGCUCUAAGCAGACUGGCUGCUCAUAUCCCAUAAUCCUUUGCAAGCUCAGCACCCAGUCUCACCCUGGGUCUUUGAGUUUUGUACUUAUCUGCUUGUUACUUUUAAUUAAUCACACCUUCUUUUUACAGAAUCCAUUUAUUAUGUAAUGCUUCGUUAGGAAAAAAAGAAUCUUAUAGUACAUGUUAAUAUAUGCAACCAAUUAAAAAAAAAAAUAUGUAUAAAUUUAGCGUUAGAAAAAAGGUUUGAUUUACUUAUAUUGAAGCCCAGGUAAUUAGACCGUAGAAUAAUUUUUUGCCCCUGCGUGCUUGGCCUGCAAACGCUAAUCCACCGUGUAAAUGUUGUGGCGCCCCCAAGAGGUAAAGAGUACAGCCAGAAUCUGCUGCUUAUUCAUUUCACUAGAAGAGCUGUCUUUAAAGGAUAAGUAAACCUUUAAAAUAAAUAAAUG